Messenger RNA from Haliotis rufescens (red abalone), 2568 nucleotides. Its product is annotated as DNA ligase 1-like. The transcript is spliced from 3 exons. The record is from RefSeq and is a predicted model, not a curated record. NCBI's taxonomy places the organism in Eukaryota, Metazoa, Mollusca, Gastropoda, Lepetellida, Haliotidae. The coding region runs from base 97 to 2355 and encodes 752 amino acids.
ACCUGCGUAUUUUUCGAUUGGCUGUAGGAAUUUAUUACAAAGGCCGUAACUGGCACUCAAUGUCAAAACCUCACGGGAACUCUCUACAAAUGCGUGAUGUGGCCAAACAUUAUUUCUCUGUCCCUGCUGUUGGUGGUGACUUUAACAUCCGUGAUUGACGAAGGGCUUGCCGUUGAAGAGGGCGCUGCACAAAACCCGGUUGUGUUUUUUGACAUUGAAAUCGCCAGAAAACCUUUAUUUGAAGAAUGGCCUGCGGAGGGGUGUGCAGGGGAUUUAGACAUAAACGGCUGUAUUGAACAAAAAGAAGGUGGGAACGUGCGAUCCCAGGCAUGGAAGAAUAAGUUAAAAGCAAUGCGGAAGGAAAGAAGGACAAAGUGGCUGCAGAGGAUGGCCAAAAUCAGAGAAAUGGUGAAGGAUAGGCAGUCGCAUAAGCAAAAUAGGCCCCAAAAAACAAAGGAUAAGAAAAAAGAGAAAGAUCAGGAGACAGACAAAGGCAAAGAGACACAGCAGCAAAUACAAGAGAAACAGAAGAGGCCAAAAAAAACAAAGGAUAAGAAAAAAGAGAAAGAUAAGGAGACAGACACAGGCAAAGAAACACAGCAGCAAAUACAAGAGAAGCAGAAGAGGCCCCAAAAAACAAAGGAUAAGAAAAAAGGGAAAGAUCAGGAGACAGACAAAGGCAAAAAGACACAGCAGCAAAUACAAGAGAAGCAGAAGAGGCCCCAAAAAACAAAGGAUAAGAAAAAAGAGAAAGAUCAGGAGACAGACAAAGGCAAAGAAACACAGCAGCAAAUACAAGAGAAGCAGAAGAGGCCCAAAAAAACAAAGGAUAAGAAAAAAGAGAAAGAUCAGGAGACAGACAAAGGCAAAGAGACACAGCAGCAAAUACAAGAGAAGCAGAAGAGGCCCCAAAAAACAAAGGAUAAGAAAAAAGAGAAAGAUCAGGAGACAGACAAAGGCAAAGAAACACAGCAGCAAAUACAAGAGAAGCAGAAGAGGCCCCAAAAAACAAAGGAUAAGAAAAAAAAGAAAGAUCAGGAGACAGACAAAGGCAAAGAGACACAGCAGCAAAUACAAGAGAAGCAGAAGAGGCCAAAAAAAACAAAGGAUAAGAAAAAAGAGAAAGAUCAGGAGACAGACAAAGGCAAAGAAACACAGCAGCAAAUACAAGAGAAGCAGAAGAGGCCCAAAAAAACAAAGGAUAAGAAAAAAGAGAAAGAUCAGGAGACAGACAAAGGCAAAGAAACACAGCAGCAAAUACAAGAGAAGCAGAAGAGGCCCAAAAAAACAAAGGAUAAGAAAAAAAAGAAAGAUCAGGAGACAGACAAAGGCAAAGAGACACAGCAGCAAAUACAAGAGAAGCAGAAGAGGCCCAAAAAAACAAAGGAUAAGAAAAAAGAGAAAGAUCAGGAGACAGACAAAGGCAAAGAAACACAGCAGCAAAUACAAGAGAAGCAGAAGAGGCCCAAAAAAACAAAGGAUAAGAAAAAAGAGAAAGAUCAGGAGACAGACAAAGGCAAAGAGACACAGCAGCAAAUACAAGAGAAGCAGAAGAGGCCCCAAAAAACAAAGGAUAAGAAAAAAGAGAAAGAUCAGGAGACAGACAAAGGCAAAGAAACACAGCAGCAAAUACAAGAGAAGCAGAAGAGGCCCCAAAAAACAAAGGAUAAGAAAAAAGAGAAAGGUCAGGAGACAGACAAAGGCAAAGAGACACAGCAGCAAAUACAAGAGAAGCAGAAGAGGCAAAAAAAAACAAAGGAUAAGAAAAAAGAGAAAGAUCAGGAGACAGACAAAGGCAAAGAGACACAGCAGCAAACACAAGAGAAAAAGGAGAAAGAUAAUAUAGAGAAAAAAGAGGAAGAAGUUGAGCUAGAGAAGUUAGAAGGAGAGGAGUGCAAGGGUGCUGCGGAUAGUGAAGCCUGUAUGAAGGAGAUGGCAGAAAUAAAUGAUGGGAAAAAGACAACCUGGGCAUGGAAGAUGUUGCAAGCAAUCCUGAAAGGAAACAAGACAAUAGCGCAAGUUAAGGAGAGCAUAGGCGAGAAAAAGUUGAGCCGGAUGAGGUCAGAAAAGGGUAAAGGGAAAAGGUGGGCGUGGAGGAUAUUACUAUCACUCCUGAAUGGAACGAAAACAAUAUCGCAGGUUAGGAAAUUGAAAGUGCCGUCGGAAAAUGGGGCGGAACGUGCAGAAGAAUGCAAGGGAGCUUCUGACAUUGCUGCUUGUAUGAAGAAGCUUGGAAAAGCUGAUGGUCGGAAAAGGCCAUCCUUUGGAGGUAAAAUUUUACAGGCUAUCCGGAAUAAAAUAAGACCAAGACAAGCAAAUGACCAGGAUGCUACUGCAGAAAGGGGAAGAAAUUAACGAAAAGAAUAUUGUGUGGAGAAUGAAAUAAUGACUUUAAGCUAGGAAAGAAGAUGACACAAAUGCUUUCAGGAUACAUGCGAAUGCUGCCACGAGAAACAAUAUUUUCUUUUUGUUUAUGCAAUGAAAAUUAAGAGAAGCUUGGUAACAAUAAAUGGUCGUGUUGGCAGUAGUGAUCUCAUUCUCAAGUUAAUAAAUGUUAUUGAAGAUGAA